Molecule: messenger RNA, 447 nt
Organism: Echinococcus granulosus
Lineage: Eukaryota; Metazoa; Platyhelminthes; Cestoda; Cyclophyllidea; Taeniidae
Exons: 5
Coding region: 1-447 (148 amino acids)
Source: RefSeq, a predicted model, not a curated record
AUGCUCAGUUUUAUUUCCUUACAACAACCUACUCCCGAAAAUAUAAUAUUCUCUGCAUAUCAUUGUACAAUAAACUUAAUUUUUUUAUCAAACGCCCACUUGUAUCUAAAACUCAAAGAACAUAAUGAACAGCUCCUAUCGACCCAUCUGCAAUCAAACUACGGUUUUUAUUUGACAUCCAUCGAGAUAAUGGAAAGUGACCUCUUUAGACCGGUUUGCCUGUUACUUCAGACAUUGGAGGAUUCACGCCACCGAGGCGGUGUAAAUGAAGAUGCAGAGCAGUGUGUUGUAACUACUCAGAACAAAAAAAGCAAUCUAAAAGUUCCACCUUAUAAUCCACUACACGAUCUUAUUGGUCUACCCCCAAUCACCGAUGCAUCAACAAAUGUUCCACCGUCUGGACUAAAUGAUCCCUACGUUUGGAAUCAGUACACAAGAAUCCAUUGA